Molecule: messenger RNA, 1617 nt
Organism: Vitrella brassicaformis
Lineage: Eukaryota; Vitrellaceae
Source: the annotation of a GenBank genome assembly
CAGAGAAGAGCGUUGUCAUUGACGAGUGGGGCUCCAAUGGGACGCCUUAUGUAAUUGCGCGCACGCAGCGUCAAGUGGUCUGUCUGAUCAAUGGUGUCGGCAGCAUCUCUGUCUGUCUGUGUGGCGGGAGGGGCCGGGCCAUUUGUGAGUGUGACCAAUUCACUAGGUCAACUCAGACACUCCACGGCCGUCACCCGCGAGACACACACACCCACAUGCAGACACACUCCACCACACAGUCACCACGAGAGAGAGAUAUGGCGGGCAGGUGAGUCAGCUAGGCAGCCAAACACACUCACAGAUCGGCCGGAGCGUCACAUCAAAAUCGGCCGGCAGCGAAUCGGACCGCACGAUAGACGCACUCACACCCAUACCCACAGCCAUCAGAGCCAAGCCAGCCAUUCGGUCACACAGCACCAGCAGCUGGUCCACCCAGCCACAUCAAUCACAGCUCGUCUAUUGCGCCCAGCCCCGCCCCCGCCCCGCCACUUUGUCCACUGCCAAUCUUGGGUGCGAGUGGUGGGCUCCACAUGAGCACUAUCAGCAGCACUACCACACACCCCAGCAGAAACAGCAUCAAGCAUGCCCUGCUGUUGAUGAGCUGCUGCUGCUGCUGUUGCUGCUGCUGUUGCUGCUGCUGUUGCUGCUGCUGUUGCUGCUGCUGUUGCUGUGGAGCUUGUCCGUUGAAUACGAACGGCCCCACCGCCCUCAACGCCACGCGAGCCAGCUCAGUGGUCAAUGGGAAGCGGUGCUUGAAGGGACCAUUCCCACACACAGCCGCCUCAGUCGUCAGAAUCCACACAUAAACUGCAGACAACGUUGGACCAGAUGACAUUUGACCAGCAGCACUGCCUCUCGGUCACGCUGACCGUAGUUUCCAAAUGUCCGAAUCUCAACCCAUGCGACGAAGGGAUGGCUGCUGUCGGUGAGAACCAGCCAUUGCCAGCCACCAUCGCCCCGGCCCAUUGUAGUCGUGCAGCCGGCCACCGGUGUGUGAGGCGAUUGGGUGAGGAGGCCAUUCAGAUGGCCACCGACAGUCCUGAACAGACAGACACAACCAAAUGACUUAUGCUCUGACCCUGCCGCCCCAUUGCUGUCAUUGGUGUGGAACCUCUCGAGUAGAGUGAAUCUGUCAUUGCUCUGAUGGGUAUUCCUGAAGUGGUUGAGGAUCUUGUCCUUGGCGAACGACGACACAGACGCAUCGGUGAACUGUUCGCCCAUCGACACCCAUCGGCUGUGGUUGAGCGAGUAGCCGAUGCGGCUGCGCACCGGUGGGUCGUGUGGCUGUCUGUGACGCAGGUACAGGUGGCCGGCAGGGAGGGGGGGGUCGACCUGCACGUAGAAGUUGGGGUCGUCCUUGAUGGCCCGCACCUCACCGUUGCCGUGGUGGAACAGCUGGAGGCAGGUGCCGUCACUGAAGUGAACGUGGGGGCCGACCAUCUUGAGCUGCGCCAUCACACGGGGAGCCGACACAUACGCCUACGCACACAACCACACACAGACAGACACACAGAGAGAAUGAGGCCCUCUCUCUCCCUCCCCUCCCGGCUGUUUGCCGGCUCACCGUUUUGUUUGCGUGUGUGUUGAUGUCAGCCCCACUGAGGGUCACAGGCAGCU